AUGAUGAUCGAAAUUUUGGUUCGCGAACCGUUCAAACCCGCCGCUCUGAGUGACGAAACCGCGAGCAGCACACCUGGAGGAAGGCGGCGAGAGCACGCCUCCGAGAAUCCAGGACGAAUCCGCGAGCAGCACACCUGGAACGGGGAGGAAGCAGGGGGAGGAAGGCGGCGAGAGCACGCCUCCGAGAAUCCAGGACGAAUCCGCGAGCAGCACAUCUGGAAAGGAGCAAGGGGAGGAAGGCGGCAUGGGCGGCGACACCGUGGACGAAACCGCGAGCAGCACACCUGGAACGGGGAGGAAGCAGGGGGAGGAAGGCGGCGAGAGCACGCCUCCGAGAUUCCAGGACGAAUCCGCGAGCAGCACACCUGGAACGGAGCAAGAGGAGGAAGGCGGCGAGAGCACGCCUCCGAGAAUCCAGGACGAAUCCGCGAGCAGCACACCUGGAACGGGGAGGAAGCAGGGGGAGGAAGGCGGCGAGAGCACGCCUCCGAGAAUCCAGGACGAAUCCGCGAGCAGCACACCUGGAACGGGGAGGAAGCAGGGGGAGGAAGGCGGCGAGAGCACGCCUCCGAGAUUCCAGGACGAAUCCGCGAGCAGCACACCUGGAACGGGGAGGAAGGCGGCGAGAGCACGCCUCCGAGAAUCCAGGACGAAUCCGCGAGCAGCACACCUGGAACGGGGAGGAAGCAGGGGGAGGAAGGCGGCGAGAGCACGCCUCCGAGAAUCCAGGACGAAUCCGCGAGCAGCACAUCUGGAAAGGAGCAAGGGGAGGAAGGCGGCAUGGGCGUCGACGAUGAGUCGGACGAAACCGCGAGCAGCACACCUGGAACGGAGCAAGGGGAGACCUUUGUUUCGUCAGCUGCCCAGAUAUUGCACCCCCGAUAGCCAUCGCCCCGGCACCGCUAGUCAAGGAUGUCCGGCACCAUCCACCGCUGCACCUAUCUUUGCCUGUUCAUUUAGCCAGCGAAUUUACGCCCAUUGUUUGUGAAGUCCGCUAUGACUAUCGCAAAUCCGACGUUCCCAGCAUGCUA
This is a messenger RNA of Culex pipiens pallens (northern house mosquito), 1031 nucleotides long. RefSeq lists its product as uncharacterized. NCBI's taxonomy places the organism in Eukaryota, Metazoa, Arthropoda, Insecta, Diptera, Culicidae. The record is from RefSeq and is a predicted model, not a curated record. The transcript is spliced from 4 exons. Bases 1 to 885 code for a protein of 294 amino acids.